Pseudogymnoascus verrucosus is the source of this 4435-nucleotide messenger RNA. RefSeq names its product serine/threonine-protein kinase KIN2 (gene KIN1). The record is from RefSeq and is a predicted model, not a curated record. Gene Ontology annotation, molecular function: ATP binding; tau-protein kinase activity; protein serine/threonine kinase activity. Gene Ontology annotation, cellular component: cytoplasm. The transcript is spliced from 4 exons. Bases 505 to 3687 code for a protein of 1060 amino acids. Lineage: Eukaryota; Fungi; Ascomycota; Leotiomycetes; Thelebolales; Thelebolaceae. Gene Ontology annotation, biological process: intracellular signal transduction; protein phosphorylation; microtubule cytoskeleton organization.
AGCUGCACAGCAUAGAUUACUUUAUUAUUGGCUUGGUAUCUGGUAGCGCAAAGUAUGCCGUUGACUCCCAUGGAUUAACGCUAAGUAACCAGUCGCCUCGGCAUGUCAGGUCCCAUCUCGGAAUGUCAUCGAGCAUGAAACUAGCCCUUAGAGACACAUUUUGAUUUAUGUCUCCUUUAUGUGAAUCUCCUUUGAAAUAAUACCUAUAUCCCAACUAUAAAUUCAGACUUUAAGCGUCAACAAAUGCCGCGACUGACCUGCCACGCUUACCGUUGACCCGCAUUUGCGUCUGCCAACCUUGCCAACCUACCUUGGGCCAUAGCAACAUCCACCACCAACCAUGCAACGUUGAUGACGCCCAGCACUGCAAACCAACCACACCUGUCGCGAUAGCAUAUCAGGCUUUCGUUUCCAUUAAACGUCUUGUUCGAUCUUGAUAUCGAGUACAUACGGCACCGCGAGAAGCUUGGCUGCAUUGAUCCCCAGCGGCGUCGCUGGCUAACAAUGUCAGCAACCGCCUCAGCUCCUCCUAGUGCAGUUGAAGCACAGGGCAUGUCCAGACGUGAGGGGCAGGGAUCAUCUUCCAGGCGCGACAGUCAAUCGUAUUCGAAUCCAUCCCGGACGCAGUCGACGAGAUCGAGACCUUCCGCUGCUGUUCCCAGCCCAGUUCGCGCCCACUCCUCGAAUUCACGCCCGACCUCGCGACGCGUGGACGAGAUACUCCCGCAACAAGACUAUGAGACAACGAACGUAGCUCAAUCAAGCAGGAAGAGAUCCACCGAUCGUACCAACCAUAUUCGGACGGAGUCAUCGAGAAGCGGACAUACCAGAAGCUCGUCGCGCCAUCAUCCCACCUCAGAUAUGCCGAGCGCAGCUGGUAGCUCGAGUGCCGCUGGCCCAGCGCCAGUUGUGGUCCCCGUGGAACAAAAGGCCACGAGACAAGGAAGAUCGAGAACUGUGAUACCCGCUCAAACAGGUAACUGGAUCCUGGGAAAGACCAUUGGUUCCGGAAGUAUGGGGAAGGUGAAGCUAGCGAGACGUGUUGAAGGUGAAGAAGAGGUUGCUGUCAAGAUCGUUCCCCGCGGCUCGACCCCCGAUGAAUCCCAACAGCAGAGCCGGGCUGAUCGUGAGCGUGCCGAACGUUCCAAGGAGGUACGCACUGCAAGAGAAGCCGCAAUUGUGACACUCCUCGACCACCCAUAUAUCUGCGGCAUGCGAGACGUCGUACGCACGAGCCACCAUUGGUAUAUGCUAUUCGAAUACGUCAAUGGGGGCCAAAUGCUUGACUAUAUCAUCUCUCAUGGUAAAUUGAAGGAGAAGCUGGCGAGAAAGUUCACACGCCAAAUUUCGAGUGCUCUUGACUAUUGUCACCGCAAUAGCAUCAUCCAUAGAGACCUGAAGAUCGAGAACAUUCUCAUCAGCAAGACGGGUGAUAUUAAAAUCAUCGAUUUCGGCUUGAGCAACUUGUUUGCACCAAAAUCGCAUCUGAAGACAUUCUGCGGUAGCCUAUACUUUGCUGCACCAGAAUUGCUGCAGGCCAAGGCGUAUACCGGUCCUGAGGUUGACAUCUGGAGUUUCGGAAUUGUUUUGUAUGUUCUGGUGUGUGGCAAAGUUCCAUUUGAUGACCAGAGCAUGCAAGCUCUGCAUGCCAAAAUCAAGAAGGGCAUUGUCGAGUACCCGAGUUGGCUCAGUUCUGACUGUAAAAAUCUCAUCUCACGGAUGCUUGUAACAGACCCAAAACAAAGAGCCACUCUUCAUGAAAUCAUGAAUCAUCCCUGGGUACUCAAGGGGUUUGGCUUCCCUCCAGAGAACCAUCUCCCCGCACGUGAACCAAUCCAGCUUCCUCUUGAUCCUGAGGUGGUACGUGCCAUGACAGGAUUUGAUUUCGGUGCGCCGGAACUUAUCCACCAGCAAUUGACGGAAGUUAUUGAGUCUGACGACUACCAACGCGGUAUUCGAUUGGCCGCCCGCGACAAGGGAUCGCAAACUCCGAGAGAUGUUGAGAAGAAGAGGGGAUUUGGCUUUGACUUCUACAAGCGCAGAAGCUCCACAAAUAGCAAGGACACCCUCACAACACCUUCGACUGAAGGCUUGCAAUUGGGCAACGACCCUGUAAAUGCAUUCCAUCCUCUGAUAUCCGUCUACUACUUGGUUCGUGAGAAGCAAGAUAGGGAUCGUAGAGCAGCCAACCCAGGGGCUACUAGCCUGCCACGUUCUCCAAAUGAGGCGCCUCUGCAAAUGGCUGAGAUUGCUCCCCCUCAGGCUGCACACACCAAUACGGCAGCGUAUGAAAUGCCAGGUGAGACGGCCACCGGAGGAAGAACUCGCGCCCGUGCACGAACACAUGGCGAAGACGAUGUAACGGAAUCCAUGAAGAACUUGAAAGUUGGAGGAGCUAGCGGACCGACCUCACCAGCUGCCAUUGAUGCGCCGGGCGGGCAACUGAAGAAGGAGAGUGCUGCAACCAGCCUUCUUAGGCGAUUCAGCACACGUAAACGCAGGGAUGCACCUGAGCGAAACAUUGACAAGCAUUAUCCGCCAGCCGUAACAGUGCGAUCGCCAAGUGAGGCACCGACGACACUGAGAAAAAGCUUCAGUAUUCGUCGUGUUAGAGAACGUGACCGUGGCGCUCAAUCAAGCACCAUUCUGCCUUCCAGCACCAGCAACCGUCAGGACCGCGACUUGUUGACUCCACCACAAACAGCAGACGGAGUUAGGGCAGGCAAGAUGAUCGGAAGAUCCACAAGCGUCAAUUCGGCAGAAUACCGCCGACGCCACGAAGAUCGUGAACCUAAGCCGCGGGUGACGUACAAAGAGCCACCAGCAACAAGCGGUUCGGACCACUCACUUGCCAGUGGGGCGAGAUCUUCCAUGAAUGAGAAGUCUCGCGAUGAGGAUCAGACCGCAGCCCCUCGCUCUGGAACCAAUAGGGCGAAAUCGCUCGGCCACGCUAGGAGAGAGAGCAUCCAAGCUCGCCGUGCCCGACGUGAGGAGGCAAAGGAGAAAGAUAUCCCAGAGAAGGCCAGUCUGGAGAUAUCCGAUAAUAAUGGCGAUAGCUAUGGCAGUGGCAAUGCCGAAAACGCGAGACCUGUGUUCCUGAAGGGUCUCUUCAGUGUGUCCACCACCUCGACGAAGCCUGUCAACACCAUUAGAACGGAUAUCAUUCGCGUUUUGAAACAACUCAACGUGAAUUACAAAGAGGUUCGGGGAGGAUUCCAGUGUCGCCACAUGCCCAGCAUCGACUUGAAGAAGGUGGUUGAUGUUCCUUCCAGCUCCCAGAACUUGCAGCCUCCGGGGUCAUCGCACCGUCGCCGCAUUAGUUUUGGUGGGUUUACUUUGGGUGGCGGUAAUGAUCGAGAGCGUGAUGAAUAUAGAGAUGUUGAGAGAAUCGCUCCAGCACCAAAGAAUUCUCGUCGUGCUGCUGCAGAUGCGAGCUAUUCCAACUCGGACGUGUCUGAUGAUAGUAGCGGUCGAUCUAAGCAACGCAGCUCGUCGAGGCGAGCUGCAGGAGAGACUACCACCCAUGUCCAGAGCGAUCUUGGUGGCAGCAUGAUUCUUGAGUUUGAGAUCUUGAUUGUCAAGGUUCCACUGUUCUCUCUGCACGGAAUCCAGUUCAAGAGACUGACUGGUGGCACUUGGCAAUACAAGAACAUGGCGGAUCAAAUCUUGAAGGAGCUUCGCCUCUAAGGGCCUAAGUGGUGAUAGUUGGUAAUACAAGAAUAUGGCGGAUCAAAUUCUGAUGGAAGUUUGCCUCUUAAGGCGAUACAAGAACAUAGCCGGAUGAGUUUUGAAGGAAGUUGGUCUCUAAGGCGAUAUAAGAACAUAAGCGGUCGAGUUUUGAAAGAGCUUCAACACUAAGAGCCCAACUAGCGAUACUUCGAAAAACAAGUUCGCAAAACAAGAGUACGCCCAAUCAAAUUUCGGCAGAGCUCCAACUCUAAGUCGACGAGGCAAACACGAACGAACGAAAAUGGUGAUGAGUAAACGGCGGUAUCGGGGACGACGAUUUUAUUUUCUUUGCAGACGAUCAGGAUUCCAUUACGGACACAACGGAUCAACGAGUUUUCUAUGUUUGAGUCAUGCACAUUUGCUAUUUUAUUUUUCUUCUACUUUCUGCCUGGUCACUGCAUAUUACGGUGUGGUUAUAUGAGCGUUCAGAUGCCUACUCUUUUUCUCGUCCAGCCUUCGGCACACAUUUGUUGGGGCGUCUUAUAGGUUAUGAUGCCUCGGAGUAUACAGAAAGAUGGGAUAUUGCAAGUCGUUAGGAGCGUAAUGAUCGGCUAUUGCCGUAGGGAAUAUAGUAAUGAUCUUUAUUCGGGGGUUCGAGUGUGAUUUGCGUGAUAUGCGGUCUCAGUUGUGGAGCUCAAGGGCGGGAUAAUACACUGAACUUAGGAGUAGAUAGUGAAGCUAACCUAACCUCUCUUGUAGCAGGGAG